CCAAAGUGCACCUAUUGAUGAUGAAAUAUGCCAAAAUCUAAUAGAAAGAAAAAAAAGAUUAGCUACUACUGUACUACAAUUUCCUCAAAUCAACUCCCUUUAAGACUACAUAGAAAUUUCAGUGUAAAUUGUGACAAAGAAAUAUAGUAUGGAGGCAAUUAAUGCUGUAAGAUUGACACCUCUAUCUGUUCUUUCUGAUAGGAAAAAUGAGGCCAAGAAAAUCCCAUCACACCCCAUUUCUUUCCCAUUCAAGAAUCUUUGUUCAGUUGAGAAUUUAUCAAGAAAUGUUCAAGGGGGUUUACUACUUGUAUCAUCAGUUCUAAAUACAGGCUUAGCUAAAGCAUUAACAUAUGAGGAGACAAUUGAACAAUCCGAAACAAUCCCAGGUGCUGAGUUUGAUGCAACUGCAGUUGUGGAAACUGUGACCACUUUUGCAUCAGAGAAUCCUAUUAUUAUAGCUGGUGGAUUUGCUGCUUUGGCUUUGCCAAUUGUUCUGUUUCAGGUUCUUGGAAAGCCUCCUAAGUCAUGGGGUGUUGAGUCUGCCAAAACAGCUUAUGCAAAAUUGGCAGAUGAUGCAGGUGCACAGUUGCUUGAUAUAAGAGCAACUGCAGAAUUGAGGGAAGUAGGGACUCCUGAUAUUAGGGGUUUGAAGAAAAAGCCAGUUACUGUUGUUUAUAAGGCUGAAUAUAAGACUGGUUUCUUGAAAAAACUGUCUUUGAAGUUUAAGGAGCCUGAGAAUACUACAUUGUUCAUUCUAGACAAAUUUGAUGGGAACUCUGAACUGGUUGCGGAGUUAGUCACAGAAAAUGGAUUUAAAGCUGCUUAUGCAAUUAAAGAUGGUGCUGAAGGACCCCGGGGAUGGCUGAACAGCAGCCUUCCUUGGAUUCUUCCUAAGAAAACAUUGGGUCUUGAUCUGAGCAAUCUGUCUGAUGCUCUUGAUGGUGUUCUUGGGGAAGGUUCUGAUGCUGUUACUGUAGGCUUAGGUGUUGCUGCAGCUACUGGUCUGGGGAUUUUAGCCUUCUCAGAGGUAGAAACAAUUCUCCAAUUGUUGGGUUCAGCUGCACUUGUCCAACUGGUUAGCAAGAAACUCCUGUUUGCAGAGGACAGAAAGAAAACUCUGCAACAAGUUGAUGAGUUCCUCACCACUAAGGUUGCUCCAAAGGAACUGGUAGAUGAGAUUAAGCAAAUAGGGAAGGCUCUUCUUCCAGACUCGGUGAGUAGCAAUGCUCUACCUGCACCAGUAGAGGCAAGCCCUGCUGCAGCCACCAGCACUGUUGAGGAAACUGAAUCAGUUCCUAAGGAGGAUAUUGCACCGCCUAAAGUAGAAGCAAUUUCCCCGCCUACUCCAGAAGUCAGUUCAGUCCCUAACGCUGAAGUCAAAGCUGAUGCACUACCUGAAAGUUCUAGGCCACUCUCGCCUUAUCCUAAUUAUCCUGAUCUCAAGCCUCCAACAUCGCCGAUGCCUUCACAACCAUAGAGCUGGACAUGCAGGCUGCCAUAUAGCCUAGUUAACAACAAGCAUAGCUAGCUAUAGCCUAGUUUGGAAUGGAAGCUCCUACUCUGUGAAAUUUUGAAUGUUACAUAACAUUCAUUUGAAGAAAAUUUCUCUAGUGCCAGUAGAGAUCAUAGUUCUCAACACUUUAAUAUGUCUUGUAUUCCAUCUUUGUAGAAUAUUAUUGGAUAUUAUGUAGAUACAAAUCUUUAUCAGUUGUUUACAAAUAAAAUUACAUUUUAGGCAGAUCUUUGAGAGCA
Molecule: messenger RNA, 1752 nt
Organism: Solanum pennellii
Lineage: Eukaryota; Viridiplantae; Streptophyta; Magnoliopsida; Solanales; Solanaceae
Product: rhodanese-like domain-containing protein 4, chloroplastic
Exons: 8
Coding region: 149-1477 (442 amino acids)
Source: RefSeq, a predicted model, not a curated record